AAAUAAAUAAUAAAACCAAAGAUGAAAAACAAGUUUCAUUGUCACAUAACCACAAGCUCCUAGCCACAUCACAUGGUCUAAAUUCUACUCACUAUCCAGCUACUAUUUCAUUCCAUCUCAAAACUUGAAGCUCUAAACCACUCUUCACCACUAUGGUACUCUCUUCCUGUUCUUUUACUUGGACUUCCCCCUACUUAUCUCAUAAGCUAAACUUGCCACAUUCGAAUCAUUUGCUUCGGAACGUUGCAACUUCAUCUUCUAACAAUGUCUCUUGUGCAAUGGAAACAACUUCUAGUACAGAAAGACACUGCCAAAGAAGACCUCUACUGUUGGGUAUAGGAGCAUUAGCAGCAAAUUUGCAAUCAACAAAUUUACUCUUUGCUGAAGAAAUACCAGACAGAUACCGAGCUUUUGUCGAUUAUUCAGAUGGAUAUUCUUACGUUUAUCCCUCGGAUUGGAAGGAAUUUGACUUCAGGGCUCAUGAUUCUGCAUUCAAAGACAGAUAUCUACAGUUACAAAAUGUAAGGGUAAGAUUCAUACCAACUGAGAAGAAUGAUAUCAGAGAUUUGGGACCAAUGGAAGAGGUUGUAACUGAUUUGGUGAAAUAUAGAUAUACUGCACCAAACCAAAGAUCAACAAUAUAUGACAUGCAGGAGCGGACGAUAGAUGGAAAACAUUACUAUACAGUUGAGUAUGUACUUGCAUCACGAGGUUGGGGUAGUGCCUCCUUUGCAACACUUGCCAUAGGAAAUGGAAGGUCCUACACAUUAAUUGUAGGAGCCAAUGAAAGGCGAUGGAAAAAAGUACGAAAUCAGCUUAAAGUGGUAGCAGACUCCUUUAGGAUCUUUGACAUUUGAAAUGUUACAGGAUCAAACAAGACAUGUUCCAACUAGCCUACAUAUCAAGAUUGAAAUAUAUGUAAAUUUUUGCAAGUGAAUGAUAUCAUCUAUCGUUUAUAUCAUACAAAUACCAAAUUUCUUUCGGUUUCUGUAUGUCA
Molecule: messenger RNA, 997 nt
Organism: Trifolium pratense (red clover)
Lineage: Eukaryota; Viridiplantae; Streptophyta; Magnoliopsida; Fabales; Fabaceae
Product: photosynthetic NDH subunit of lumenal location 1, chloroplastic
Exons: 8
Coding region: 153-857 (234 amino acids)
Biological process (GO): photosynthesis
Cellular component (GO): photosystem II; extrinsic component of membrane; photosystem II oxygen evolving complex
Molecular function (GO): calcium ion binding
Source: RefSeq, a predicted model, not a curated record